This is a messenger RNA of Anolis sagrei ordinatus, 2651 nucleotides long. The record is from RefSeq and is a predicted model, not a curated record. NCBI's taxonomy places the organism in Eukaryota, Metazoa, Chordata, Lepidosauria, Squamata, Anolidae.
UCUCCUCUGUGUGGUAUCUGCUGGAUUCCUGUCCAUUUGCAGGCCAACAUCCAACUUGCCUUUACCCUCACCCUGGAGUUGCUUAAUCUAUAUUUAUGCCAUUUCCCAAAACUCAGCUGUUUCACUUGGGGUGGAGUUACCCAGCAAUGAAUUUCCAAAGAAUACGACCAACAAUUUAUAGAUCAGCAGAACUGCAUUGGUCCUGCUACCACUGAAGUAAAGAGUGUGCCGAAGGAAGAAACCAAAAUGCAGCAACUUCACCCUUUUGCCUGCAUCCUUGUGGCACUUUUGGCCUUUUGGACAGAUACAACUGAUGCUGUUACCUGUGAUCCUGAAACAGCCGCGAUUAUAGGUGGCAACUAUACUGUGUUGGAAAAUGGCUCACUGUUGCUAUACAGUUGCCCAGUUGGACAGUACCCAUACCCUACGGAGUUCCGGCAUUGCGGGUUUAAUGGGAAGUGGAGCCCCAUGCGAAAACCAAAUCGCGCCGCCAUCCACCAAGCCAAGUGCUACGACAUCCGUUGCCAAAGACCUUUGGAUUUUGAAAAUGGCAUGUAUGAGCCAAGGCAGUUCUACUACAAUGUAAGCCAGGAGCUGACAUUCGAGUGCUAUGGAGGAUACAUAUUGCGAGGAUCUCAGAAGCGCACCUGUCUCCCAAAUGGAAAGUGGAGUGGAGAGACAACUAUAUGUGAUGACGGAGCUGGUCACUGUCCCAACCCUGGUAUCCCAAUUGGUGCCCGAAAAGCUGGCACGCAAUACAGGAUUGAAUACAAAGUCCAAUACACCUGUGAAAGAGGCCUCUCUCUUGUGGGAUCCAAAGAGCGGGUUUGCCAAGAGUCAGGAAUGUGGAGUGGAGCAGAGCCGGAAUGUCGAAGCCCAUACAGCUUUGACACCCCAGAAGAAGUCUCCUCCAAGUUCAUUUCAUCCCUCACUGAAACUGUUGAGUCCAUCGAUUCUGAUAAAAAUGUUUCCACUACAGGGAAGCGCAAAAUCAAGAUCGAGAAGGACAGCUCACUGAACAUCUACAUUGUCAUUGAUUCCUCGCGGAGCAUUAAGCAGGACCAAUUCAAGGAAGCUCAGAAUAUGUCCGUCAAGUUAAUUGAGAAGAUCUCCAGCUAUGACAUCUCUCCCAAGUAUGGUGUGGUCACCUUUGCGACCGAAGUCAAGGAGCUUGUCCUUACCACAGAUGAACGGAGCAGCGAUGCAGCCUGGGUGAUUGAGAAACUAGAGGGGAUCAAAUAUUCAGAUCACAAACAGAAGCCAGGGACCAACAUCCACAAAGGCCUUACUGCUGUCUACACAAUGAUGAUCAGCCAGGAAGCAGCGGAAAGGAGGCGAGGGUUGAAUCCUCCUCCAGUGUUAGAGAAGACUCGCCAUGUUAUUGUCCUCCUGAGUGAUGGUGACUACAACAUGGGUGGUGACCCAACAUCUGUCAUCAAACAAAUCAGGGGUUUCCUCCACAUUGGAAUUAAUCACACCAAUCCCCGAGAGGACUACUUAGAUGUUUACAUCUUCGCUGUUGGGGGCACAGUCAACAUGGAAAACGUGAAUAAGAUUGCAUCUCAAAAGAGUGGUGAGAGGCAUGCCUUCAAACUAAAAGACUACAAUGACCUCCAGGUGGCUUUUGACGAGAUGAUCGAUGAGAGUGAGACUUUGUCCAUGUGUGGUUUGGCCAAGGAACACAAAACGCCAGACUACCAACUGAGGAACCCCUGGUACACCACAAUCGCCAUCCGGCGUUCAGGUGGUGCAUAUGAGCACUGCAAAGGAGCCCUUGUUUCCAAAUACUAUGUCCUGACUGCAGCCCAUUGCUUCACUAUCGAUGAUGAAGCCGAUCAGAUCACUGUCUACGUCGGAAGGACACAAUAUAGUGUGGCUGCCCUCUACUCACAUCCAAAGUAUCAGAUUGGGAAGCUACGGGAUCGUGGAAUCCCUGAAUUCUAUGAUUACGAUGUUGCUCUAGUAAAACUUGCCGCCAGCGUCAGAUUCUCGGCUCUUGCAAGGCCUGUCUGUCUACCAUGUACAGCAGGAGCUACCCGAGCUCUGAGAAAACCCCAUCCUCAGACCACCUGCAGGGAUCAUGAGGAAGAACUUCUCCCUGCUGCGAACGUCAAUUCUCUUUUCGUAACUGACUGCGAAGACGGUGGCAAAAAAGGGCUGCGUCGCAGAAUCGUGCGGAUCAAGAAUGGGGACAAGAAACUGGCCUGCGAGGAAGAUGCCAAGAAAGCCGAUCAAUACAAAAAUAUUACAAAUGUGGCAGAUGUAGUGACAGACCGUUUCCUCUGCACAGGGGGCUUCGAUCCUGAGUUGGACCCAAACACUUGCAAAGGUGAUUCUGGCGGCCCCCUCAUCAUUCAGAAAAGGCUGCGUUACAUCCAGGUGGGUGUCAUCAGUUGGGGCGUCGUGAAUGUCUGCAAGACCAGGGAGCCCGUGUGCGAAGGGGAAAGAGGUGCCCAGCAGAACUCCCCCAGCCAUGCCAGGGAUUUCCAUCUCAACCUCUUCAAGGUCAUACCGUGGCUCAAGGAGAAACUGAGCAAUGAGGAGCUGGAUUUCCUAUAGACCUGCUAUUCAGUACAACCAGCAUCUUUAAAUGCCAUAGAUGAAAGGUCAGGCUAGCAAUUGUAUAUUAAAUUGCCAUUUGCGAAAAGAAA